This is a messenger RNA of Ostreococcus tauri, 2793 nucleotides long. RefSeq names its product Ribosomal RNA methyltransferase,Spb1,C-terminal. Gene Ontology annotation, cellular component: preribosome, large subunit precursor; nucleus; nucleolus. Bases 1 to 2793 code for a protein of 930 amino acids. Lineage: Eukaryota; Viridiplantae; Chlorophyta; Mamiellophyceae; Mamiellales; Bathycoccaceae. Gene Ontology annotation, biological process: maturation of 5.8S rRNA from tricistronic rRNA transcript (SSU-rRNA, 5.8S rRNA, LSU-rRNA); rRNA methylation; maturation of LSU-rRNA from tricistronic rRNA transcript (SSU-rRNA, 5.8S rRNA, LSU-rRNA). The record is from RefSeq and is a predicted model, not a curated record. Gene Ontology annotation, molecular function: rRNA (uridine-2'-O-ribose)-methyltransferase activity; rRNA (guanine) methyltransferase activity. The transcript is spliced from 3 exons.
AUGGGACGCAAGGCCAAAGGGAAACAUCGCUUAGAUAAGUACUACUACCUCGCGAAAGAACAAGGGUUCCGAAGCCGAGCGGCGUUUAAGUUGGUGCAGUUGAAUCGCAAGUAUGACUUUUUGUCAAAGGCGCGGGCGUGCAUGGACCUGUGCGCGGCGCCGGGUGGAUGGCUUCAGGUGGCGCAGAAGUACAUGCCGAUGAAUAGCUUGAUCGUUGGGGUGGAUUUAGCGCCGAUUCGACCGAUACGAGGGGUGACGACGUUCGUGGAGGAUAUCACGACGCAGAGCUGUCGAGCGGCGCUGCGGCGGGCGACGCCAAAGGGGACGCAAUACGACGUGGUGAUUCACGACGGCGCGCCGAACGUCGGUGGGAACUUUGCGAAGGAAUCGUACACGCAGGCGGCGUUGACUUUGGAUUCCUUGCGAUUGGCGACCGAAUUUUUGGGGCAGGGUGGGUGGUUCGUGACAAAGGUUUUCAGGUCGGUGGAGUAUCACGCCCUGCUGUACGCGUGUCGACAAUUGUUCAAAAAGGUGGAAUCGACGAAACCCGUGGCGUCUCGUGGAACGUCGGCGGAGAUUUACGUCGUGUGUAGCGGGUACCUGGCGCCGACGAAGAUCGAUCCGAGGCUUUUAGACGCGAAACACUUGUUCGCCGAAUACGAGGACGAGGCGAAAGCCGUCGACGUCACAAAGGAUGGUAAACGUAAACGCAAUCGUAGCGGAUACGAGGAUGGCGUCUCGACCCUUUACAAGGAGUGCACGGCCGAAGAGUUCAUCGUGCAAGACAAGCCGGGAGAGAUGCUCGGAUUGUAUCAUACGUUCAUUCUGGACGGCGAGAGUCGAAAAGGAUUGGAACCACCCGAGGAGGUGGGUUGGAUGAAUCUCGAUAGCCAUCCAGCGACGACGGAUGAGAUUCGAUCGCUCGUGAGUGACCUCGGGGUUCUGGGUAAGGCUGAUUUUAAGCUCUUACUCAAGUGGAGAACGCAGAUUAGGAAAGAGACUGGAUUGGAGAAGAAAUUACGACGACGCGGCGAGGACGAGGAAAGCGACUCCUCCGAUGAAUCCUCGGGCGGCGAGGAGGAGGCCGGUGAUAGCGAUGACGACGAAGAGAACGAUCAGCUGCUGAACGAGAUGGGUGAGCUGAAGGCUUCGAUGGAGGCCCAGAGGAGAAGAGAGAAGAAGAGGAAGGCGAAAAUCAAGGCAAAGGAACGGCUCCGCGUCGCGCGAGGCUUGGCGAGUACCGCCGAGGCGAUCACGGAGACGGAAAUGGACCUAUUCUCCCUCGCACGCAUCAAGACGAAGAAAGAUCUCGAUGUCGUCUCUAAGGCGCCCACGCCGGGCAUCGAUGCUGCGCGAGACAGCGACGAGGAACCGGAUGAGAUGGACUCGGACGCGAGCUCUGACUCGGAGGAGGACGAGCGACGAUUAGACAAGGAGGUGGACGAGAUGUGGGCGAUGUACAAGGCACGUCGAUCGAAGAAGGGUGAGAAGUUCACCGAACCUAGCGUGGGUAGAGACAAACGCGUUCAGCUCGGCGCGGGGGAGUUGGACUCGGACGAUUCUGACGAGGACGGCGUUAGCGACCCUGCUGACGAUGAGUUCAAAUCCGACAGCGACGAGCUCGAAUGGGAAGACGACGAGGACGAUGAAGUCGAUGAAAAACCCAAGGGCAAAAAGUCCAAAGCGAAAGAUUCGAAUCCUUUACUGGUCGACCUCGGCUCUAAACCGAAGAAAAAUGCGGCCAAGGCGGCUGAAAUGUGGUUCGCCAACGAUUUGUUUUCGAGUGGCGAAAAGAAGACCACCGCGUCGACGGCGGCUGAUUUAGAUAGCGACGACGACGAAGAGGAGCCACCGAAAGCAAAACCCAUAACGAACAAAAAGAAGAAGGCGGCGAAGACCAAGGCGGCGGUUGAAGACGCCGAAGAGGAAAACUUUGACGAUCUUCGCGCCAAGGCAAAGGCGACCAAGGCUAAGGAGGAAGCCAAGACGAAAAAGAGCAAGGUCGCCAAGGGAUCUGUCAAGCGAGACGAUACGUACGACGACGUCUCCGACGAUGAGCGUCCUCUUAAAGGGAAAUCUGGCGCGGACGAUCUGGAGGUUGUCCCCGAAGAUGCGCCCGAUUCGGGGAGCGACUCUGACGGGAGCAAGUACGGUUACGAUUCCGAAGUCGACGAGCUUUCUGACGACACUCGCGCCCGGAUCUUGGCUCUCGGGAAGAAGAUGGUCCGCAAGAAGGACCGCGAGGAGCUCAUCGAUGAUGCGUACAACAGAUACGCCUUUGAUGAUGAUGACGUCCCCGAUUGGUUCGCCGAGGACGAGCGGCGCUUCAUGAAGCCGAUUCCGCAGUGGACCGCAGCAGACAUGGCCGAAGCUAAGGCGCAGCUCGCCGCCGUGAACACGCGUCCGAUCAAAAAGGUGGCCGAAGCGAAGUGGCGCAAAAAGAAGCGCGCUGAGGCAAAGAUCUCCCAGGCGCGCGUUCGCGCCGCCGCCAUCGUCGAUCAAGAAGACUUGCCCGACGUGAGCAAGGCAAAGGAAAUCGAGCGCGUCUUCGCCAAGGCUCGCAGAUCCAUCGGUAAGGCUAAGAGCGGGAAGGGCACACCGAAAAAAGUUGUCGUCGCUCGUAAAUUCCACCGCGGUAACGCCGGUGGUCCGUCCGUGGAUAAGCGUCAGCUCAACGAUUUGCGCGCGCAGAAGCGCGCGAUGAAAAAGAGCGGCGGCGGCCGCGGCGGCGGUCGCGGCAAAGCUGGCGGUCGUGGCAAAGCCGGCGGUCGCGGCAAGGGUGGCAAGCGCUAG